This is a messenger RNA of Seriola aureovittata, 8646 nucleotides long. It is a transcript of the gene col22a1, whose product is annotated as collagen, type XXII, alpha 1. Bases 575 to 5443 code for a protein of 1622 amino acids. The transcript has 66 exons. The record is from RefSeq and is a predicted model, not a curated record. NCBI's taxonomy places the organism in Eukaryota, Metazoa, Chordata, Actinopteri, Carangiformes, Carangidae.
UUCAGAUGGGUGCAGCCGUAAAGCAGGGAGAGGAAAAAAAAAAAAAAAAAAAAAGGACAAAAAUAUCCAGAAAGUUGGGUCUAUAAUUGGCUGCGCCUCUCAGCCUUUUUUUAUGUGCGAGCACAGCCCAGCAGAAGCCACCUCGUCCCCCAGUGAAAUCCAACACUUUCCCCCCUCGUAGUUCCCUCCUACUCUGUCCACCCAUCCACAAGGUUGCUUGGGAGCUCACCUCACCUCACUUUUUUAACAAACACCGUACACUGGAUUGUCACCCUGGAAUAUAUAAUAAUCUCAUCGUGACUGCUGGCGCCUGUGGGGGGGAGGUAUUUUGGAUUAUUAUCACCUGAUAAUGAUGCUGCCCCGGUGCUGAUUCAGGGUGUGAGCGCUGGAGGCAGAGAGAGACUGACACCUCCACUAACGCUGACUGAGUGACAGGACAGACAUCUACGUUGCAGUCCCAGGUCUGCCAUUGAGAGAGGAAGUGGAAACAGGCCUGAUGAUACAGACCCACACAUUACUGAACAGCUUGAUGGUGGUAAUAAGCUAAACAAAACAGACCCAUAUUGAGGCCGAGAUGGAAUUACGAGUGGGAUUUAGGAUCACCCUGGUCUUGGUCAUCCUGGCCUUGACUCUUUCUGGUGAGAGAGUGGAAGCACAGAGGGCAGGGUGUAAAAGUGUCCACUAUGACUUGGCGUUUAUCCUGGAUACCUCAUCCAGUGUUGGAAAAGAGAACUUCGAGAAGAUCAGACAAUGGGUGGCCAACCUGGUGGAGUCUUUCGAUGUGGCCGCAGAGAAGACGAGAGUAGCUGUGGUUCGCUACAGUGACAGACCCACCACUGAGUUCAACCUGGGGAAACACAGGACCCUGGAAGAUGUGAAGCGAGCUGCCCGUAAUAUACGCUACCUGGGGGGAAAUACAAUGACCGGGGACGCCAUCAGCUACACCACCAACAACAUCUUCACCGAGCAGAACGGAGCAAGGCCCGUCGCCAAAGGCAUCCAGAGGGUGGCCAUCCUCCUCACAGAUGGCCGAAGCCAGGAUUAUGUUCUGGAGCCCUCUAAGGCAGCUGCCAAAGCCGGCAUCAGGAUGUUCGCCGUGGGCAUCGGGGAGGCGCUGAAGGAGGAGCUGGAGGAAAUCGCAGCCGAGCCAAAGAAUGCCCACGUCUUCCAUGUGACGGACUUUAAUGCCAUUGACAAGAUCAGGGGCCGGCUGAGGAGGAGGCUGUGCGAGAAUGUCCUGUGUCCAAACAUGAAGGUUCAACCUGAUCGCUUUAAGCCCAGCAGCACCAGUUAUGGUCUUGAAGAGGUUCCAGGGUUCGACCUGAUGGACUACUUCAAUGUGAGAGAUAUUCUGGGAACCAAAGUUGAUGAGGGCCAGAGUUCUUAUGUUCGCCUUGGCACCAUGCCCAUUGUACAGCAAACAGAAGACGUGUUUCCUCAAGGGCUGCCGGAUGAAUACGCCUUUGUGACGACAUUCAAAUUCAGGAAAACCUCAAGGCGUGAAGAUUGGUACCUCUGGCAGGUUUUUGACAAAUAUGGAAUCCCACAGGUGUCCAUCCGUCUGGACGGUGAGAACAAGGCGGUGGAAUACAACGCUGUCGGGCUGACAAAGGACGCUGUCAGAGCUGUGUUCAAGAACUCCGAGGUUGACAACCUGUUUGACCGCAACUGGCACAAGAUUGCCCUCAGCGUGGAGGCCAAGGCUGUGUCUCUGUACCUGGACUGCAAACACAUCCAGACUCUUCCCAUUGAAGACAGGGAGGACAUUGAUAUCCAAGGGAAGACAGUGAUUGGGAAGAGGCUGUAUGACAGUGUGCCAAUUGAUUUUGACCUCCAAAGGAUGAUGAUUUACUGCGAUUCCAAGCAUGCAGAGCUGGAAACCUGCUGUGAUCUACCCAAUGGACCUUGCCCUAAGAAAGUGGUGACGGAGGCUCCCCCAGAAGAGAUCCCCACUCCCACACCUACUGUUGUGGAGCAAAAAAGAGGCCCUGAAGUCAACUGUUCUUGUGCUGCAGGAGUGAAGGGAGACAUCGGUGCACCUGGUGUUGCAGGUUCCAAGGGUGAAAAGGGUGACACUGGCCCUAUGGGUGCCAUCGGACCGCCUGGAAUCAAAGGAGCAAAAGGAGAAACUGGCAGAGUUCUCUCUGUCAGAGGUGACAGAGGUGAGAAGGGUGAUAGUGGCAGCAUAGGGUUGACAGGUGCUCCUGGACAAAAAGGAGAGAAGGGUAACGGCGGGAUACCAGGUAUUGAUGGCUUACCUGGAGACAAAGGGGAGCAAGGUCAAGCAGGACUGGCUGGUGAUCAAGGGCUGCCAGGUCCAGCUGGACCAAAGGGAAUUCAAGGGGACGGAGGAAUUCCUGGCGGACCCGGACCAAAAGGUGUCAUUGGUGAUUCAGGUAUACAAGGUGAAAAAGGAACUCCAGGAGCCAGGGGCGAAGCAGGUUUGGAUGGAUUACCAGGAAAACCUGGAUUUCCUGGGAAAGAUGGUCUCAGAGGACUGGUUGGUGCACCCGGUCCCAGCGGAUUUAAAGGCGACAAGGGGGAGAGAGGCCUUCCCGGAUUACCUGGGGAUGUGUUUCAGAAAGAAGGCUUACGGGGUGAAAAGGGAAUUACUGGACCUCCUGGGCCUCCAGGGGCCGACGGCCCCCCAGGGCCUCCUGGUCCUCCUGGACCACUAGGUCUGCCUGGAGAGCCUGGAGAGUUUGGCCAAAGGGGAAAGAAGGGAGAGAGUGGAUUGCCUGGAGUGGACGGCCUUCCUGGACCUCCUGGUCCUCAGGGUCCACCUGGGUCGCCAGGAAACCAAGGACACACUGGACCUCCUGGUCUGCCUGGUGAAAUUGGAUUUUCAGGCAAACCUGGAGAGCCUGGAAAGCCUGGUCUUCCUGGUAAAGACGGUCUCGACGGUCUUCCUGGAAACGAUGGUGCCAUGGGGCCCAGGGGAGAGCGGGGAACAGAUGGUUUUUCUGGAAAGCCUGGACCUAAGGGUGAUGAUGGGCCACCUGGACCAAGAGGACCUCCAGGGGAGAGAGGAGAAGCUGGUUCCCCUGGACAACCAGGUGCUGAUGGAGCGAGAGGAGACAGGGGCAUUCCGGGAGAAAGAGGACUGGAUGGACCAAAUGGGCCAAAAGGUGAAAGGGGAGACAAGGGUGAAGUUGGAGCGAGGGGACCGCCUGGCGCUCCAGGAAAUGUGGCAAAUGUCAUCCCUGAGCCUGGUGAACCUGGAACACCUGGAGAAAAGGGAGAGAAAGGAGAUCAAGGGAAACCAGGAGAGAUGGGCCAAAGAGGGUUACCUGGUGAACAAGGUUUUAAGGGACCAGCUGGACCCCCGGGACCGAAAGGUGACACUGGACUUACAGGAGAGACAGGACGCGUUGGAGACCCUGGUCCACCUGGCGUAGCCGGUCCUCAAGGUCUUCGUGGAUUGCCAGGAAAUGUGGGCAUACCGGGGAUCAUUGGGCCUCCUGGUCCAGCUGGACAGAGAGGAGACAAGGGUGAACCAGGUAAACCAGGACAAACAGGUCUCGCAGGCCCACCCGGAGACCCCGGUUUGACAGGACCCCCUGGACCAACGGGGAAGGGGAAAGACGGUCAAAAUGGAGAACCAGGACCACAGGGAAUCCAAGGACCCUCAGGGCCAAAGGGUCAACCAGGGUCACAAGGAGAACCAGGAGUACCAGGAGACAGGGGUCCUGCAGGAGAGGGCAAAAUGGGACCAUCGGGGCUCCCAGGAAAUAAUGGGGAACCUGGACCUGCGGGCUUGAGGGGUCCACCAGGAGUUGCUGGUCCUCAGGGCCCAGCAGGACAUAAUGGUUUACCAGGAAGGCCGGGAGACAAGGGAUCACCUGGAGAGCCAGGAAAGGCAGCCGACCUCUCUGACCUAAAUUUGAAGGAUGUUUGCUCAGACUGCCCUGCAGGCCCACCCGGACCACCCGGGCUCCCAGGACUCCCCGGAGACAAAGGACACACAGGACCUCCGGGGAAAGACGGUCAAGACGGUUACCAAGGCCCGUCGGGACCAGCCGGACCUCAAGGGCCCCCCGGAGCCGACGGAGGCAAGGGUAUAAAAGGUGAUCGAGGAACUCCUGGAGGCCCUGGAGAGAAAGGAGACAAGGGUCACCCAGGACCCCCUGGUCAUCCAGGUGCUGCUGGCUUGAUGGGUACACCUGGUAACGAUGGACAGCCUGGCCCCGCUGGUCCCCCAGGGCCCCCUGGAGAAAAGGGCAAAGAGGGUCUGAAAGGAAUCCAGGGACCACCCGGUCUUCCUGGCAUGAUUGGUCAGCCUGGAAAGAUGGGAAAGGAUGGCAGACAAGGUGAAACAGGAGAACCUGGCAAGCAAGGUGAACUCGGGCCACCAGGAAACCCUGGGCUGAGGGGACUCCCAGGCUUUAAAGGCCACAGAGGAGAACCUGGACCUCCAGGAUCUAAGGGAGAAGAUGGAAAGCCUGGAUCGCUCGGGCGUGACGGCAAACCUGGGAAGGAGGGCUCUAUGGGACCUCCAGGUCCAGAGGGACGUAUUGGACCAAGAGGAGAGUCGGGCAAGCCAGGUGAACCAGGGCCGUCAGGAAAAGCAGGUCUCCCUGGAACUCCAGGUCUCAGGGGAGACAAGGGAGAGGCCGGCAACCCCGGAUUACCAGGAUUUAGUGGGCCCAAAGGCCCCGCGGGUCCAGCUGGUCCAGUGGGCCCCGAGGGGAAGCAGGGGAUGCCGGGCAGAGUUGGUGAUCGUGGCGUCAAAGGAGAUAAGGGUGACCCAGGUAUAAAGGGAGAUAAAGGACACUCAGGAGAAUCGGGAAUGCCUGGAAACCCAGGACCCCCAGGCAGAAAGGGCCACACAGGAAUGAUGGGCAUGUCAGGACCCCCAGGAGAAAUAGGGCCUCCUGGGUCACAAGGACCUUCAGGAAACCCUGGUAUCCCAGGACCAAGGGGAGAGUCGGUAUCACUGGAGCAGAUGAGACGGCUCAUCCAGGAGGAGCUGGCAAAACAAUUAGAUGCCAAACUGGCUUACCUCAUGGCUCAGAUGCAGCCGGCCCAUGUGAAGAGCACAGCCGGCCGUCCGGGACCUCCGGGCCCUCCAGGUAAGGACGGCAAUCCUGGACGAUCUGGCCCCCCGGGAGAGCCUGGCAUGCCUGGACAGAAUGGAGGGGAAGGCCCCAGAGGACCCAUGGGCCCUAAAGGUGAGAAAGGAACAAGAGGAGAGAAGGGAGAUGCCGGUAUUGGCGAAAGAGGAGAGCAUGGCCCUCCUGGCCCGAUAGGUCCAGCCGGUCUGCCUGGCUACGGUAAAGACGGAAGCCCAGGACAAGCCGGAGUCCAGGGAGAGCCAGGAAACCCUGGUCCCCACGGUCAGCCCGGACCUCCAGGUCCUCCUGGCCAAUGCGACCCCACCCAGUGUGCCUACUAUGCCAGCCUGGCACAAAGACCCCACACCAAAAACGUCAAGGGGACUUAAGAAACAAGAGACACAAAGAGCUUGAAGUCCAGCUGUAUUUAUGAACUUGGUUGUGUCAGUCUGAAUCAAGAACUUUUCCUUUUUGAAGAUAACCUCAGUACGGAGGGCUGAAGCAAUAUGUGCUGCCGGUCAGAUUCUUUGUUUUGUUUGUUUUUUUGGUAUGAAGCUUGGGACGGAUGGGGGUUGAGCAUCGGGGGACUUUAUAAGAGUUAAUAUGGGGUAAAGAGGGCAGCUAAACAGUUUGUUUUUUGUUUUUUCCCCCCACUUGCAUGCUUCCUGUAAAAUAUAUAGGGAGAUAACAAGGAUGAUGCAGUUCCCUCUCACACUUCACUUCCAUCGGGAGCGAAGAUUUGGGAUUCUGAUAUUGUAUCGUUUCAUCAGUAAUUAUAUCAAAAGUACAGCGUUACAGGUGUUUUCUUGCAGGAAUAUGUCAGCAUCACAGGCUCUUUUUUUUUUUUUUUUCUUCUGCCUCAACCAUUUUGCAUCAAUUACCCUUCGCAGCCCACACUGUACUUCGUCAAGCCGCAGUUGUCAGUUACUGCUCACUAAAUUGAUCUCUCACAGGGGAUUUUCUACCAGUCUGUUGGUAAUUAGUCAGUCAAGGGAAUUAUCUGUUUUGUUGUCACUGAUUGGAAGGGGAAGGGGGGGGCAGGCAGUGUGAGGCACAGUCUCAAAUACCGAUAGUGAUUUUGUUUAGGAGGAGUGUUAAUGACUUACUGUGGAGAGUGAUGGAUGACCACAUUCAUGCGCCUCUUGCCUCCAAGCUGGUAGCAGUGUUCUCAUGUCGCCUCGUUUUGGAUCGUGUUCCUGCCCAAGAUCAGGCACAGAAAUAUAACCACCCUUACAUAAAUUGUUAUUUUGCUCCAUUUGUAAAAAGUAAACAUGUUUGAUUUAUUUAGACAGAAAUGAAAAUAAGAUUUUAUUCUGGGAAUAAACCGGAGGCAGCGGAAAUUCCCUCUGUCACAACCCAUAAAGCAGAGUCUUGGCAAUUCAAGCUUUGGGAGAGAUUUGGUGGAUUUCAUUCCAAAAAUUCUGAUUAUUUGCUGAAAAAGAUAUGAUACAGUUCCCACACUAUCCAUUUUGUAUGAAUUGUUUUUUUUUUUUUUUAAGUGGGAUGUCUAAUUUUAAAAUGAUAGCCAUUUAAAAUGAAUAACACGGUAUGCAUAAGUCAUACGUGUUAAUUUGUUCAUCCACAGGAUGUGUAUUAAACCUGAGUCUAAAGGACAGAAGUUGAGACAGUUAGAAAUAUCAGAUAUGUACUAUUAUGUUUAAUGAAGUGGCUCUGGCCAUUCUCUCUCUCUCUCUCUCUCUCUCUCUCUCUCUCUCUGAGGUAUGCAUGGACUUGGGCAGUGAACGGCUUUGAGGAGGUGGUAUAAUUGCAGCCUUUGUUCACCUUUCUUGAAAAGCUGCUUGUUUCACAGUGCUCUCUCUAAACGUGUCACUUCCUUUCUGUUCAGCGAGGCUUAUUAAGUGCCUACGCUGUGGCAGCUCAGCCCUGCUCUGAAGACACAUAGCUUUUCUUAUUUGUCCCCUGGAACCUAAAAUUGGAGUGAUGCUUCCCUGCAUCCUGAUGACCCGGAGCAUUGUGGUAACCGCUUUUGCCUUACAUCCCUCGUGGACCAAUUACACUUCUCUCCAACCUCAGACAUAUUGGUCAUCUAGAACCAUUUAAAUAGCCUCCACAAAAGUUUGCACAUUUGUCUUCCUUUCAAAAACAUGAAGAAGCUUAUCAAUACCCACAAGAGCAAAAGGGGAAAUUUUGAAGGAGCGAGUAUAAAAAUCUUAUGUGAGCUUGCCAAGAAAUUACAUCUGACCAAAAGGUCACAGGUUAUCACAGUAUGGGCGCAGUAACAUUUAUCACCUCUUGCUCAGGUUACCUAUCGGAUGUCAAAUUGUUGCUGCAACACAACUUCAUUGUGAGGAUGUUGGUAAAGCAGAAUGUGAUCAUUUAAUUUGACCAAUAUUUCUCAGCGGCUUCAGAGGCAGGUGUGAUUAAAUGUGUUACAUCAAAGCAAACCUACAUAGUUUUUGAAAGAUGUAAUAACACAUUCUUCAUCUAAGAUAAGAAAUGUUUAAUUCAUCGGCAUUAAAAUGCACCCUCAAUAAAAUCCAAUAAACUUUUUUGGCUGAUGAUGUUGCUACAGCUGUGCUAGGUCUGGUAUGACUGGUAGUUUAUGGUGGCAAAUAAUUAGCAUCCUGCAGUUCUCACUCUUGGCCACAUGUGGACAGUGGCCUCUGUUACAUCGGCUCAUUUUAAAAAGUGGAAAAACAUGAAUUGAAAAAGAGAUAUUUGUCAUUAAUUCAUGGAGAUGGCUGAAUAAAUCCAAAACAUCCAGCAGGCUGGACCCUCUAGCUUGCGUCAUACCAAAAAAUGGUUUAAAAAUUAGCUGGUCAGCUAGGCUAACUAGCUAGCUAAGACAGGAUUUGACAUGUCUUAACUAGCUGAUUUACUAAUAAUGAGUGUUUUCGGUUUUUCUUUACUGACAUUGUCUUUUUUUCGAUCUAACCAACAAAACUGUGGCUGUUACCUCUGAGAUUUAAAUCAACCAUUUGCAAAUCGGCAAAUAUUUGUAGCUACAUCCACACUAAUAUAUUUUUUAUUUUAAAACAGCGCAGAUGUUAAACGUAACAAAAACAAUGUUUGAAAACUAACAUGUAUUUGUAGAUGUAGGCCAAGUGGUAGAGAGCAUCUUUAAAUGCAGUGAAGUUCAAAUGUACAAUAUGUUCAGAACCAGGUUUGGUCACAAACGAGUGAAUGGAGUGAAUGACUUGCUCUUUCAGCCGUGCCAUUUAAUCCACCUAUUAGCUGCUUCUCUGUCACUGGUUUAUUGAACAGUCCGACCGUAUCAAUAUUGCUGUUUCUUUGAUUUGUAAAUGCUUGUUACAGUUACCAAUAGACUGUGUUACAGGGUGGGAUAGCAGGUUGCUGCACAAAGCUCUAUAUUUUGUAAUGCAUAUAGGCCAUACACAUAUCAUUAUUCAAAUUAGCUAUUUGUGCUGAUUUGAUUUUUUUUUAAGUUAUAUGGAUAAAUUAUUCACAAUUUGAACCAGUGCAGAGGUGUUUUAAUGCUUUAACUAAAUUGUAUUAACUUUUUCCUGAUAAAUUGGUGCUAAGAUACUUUAAAUAAGUAGCAUAUUGUAAGUAUUGGAAAGACACAUGUACUGUACUGUAUAAUAAAGAAUGGAACAGAUUCAUUUUAUAA